This is a messenger RNA of Telopea speciosissima, 1627 nucleotides long. Its product is annotated as G-type lectin S-receptor-like serine/threonine-protein kinase RLK1. The record is from RefSeq and is a predicted model, not a curated record. Gene Ontology annotation, molecular function: protein kinase activity; ATP binding. The transcript has a single exon. The coding region runs from base 1 to 1590 and encodes 529 amino acids. Gene Ontology annotation, biological process: protein phosphorylation. NCBI's taxonomy places the organism in Eukaryota, Viridiplantae, Streptophyta, Magnoliopsida, Proteales, Proteaceae.
AUGGGCAUUUGCGGUUUGAAUGGGUAUUGUACUCUCAUGGAUCAACGGGCCGUAUGCAACUGUAUUCCUGGUUUCAACUUCAUUGAUGAGAGUCGCCAAAGUUUGGGUUGCCAACAGACAAAGUUAGAGGAAGAAGCUGAUCGUCAGGGCUGCAGCAGCGGGGGAAAUGAAACACAAAAUAAUAGCAACUCAUCAUCCAUGUCUACGUUGGAGAACACUUCAUGGGAAGAUAGUCAAUAUUCAGUUUUACUAUCCCAAACUGAAGAAGAAUGCAAAGAUGCUUGCUUGGCAGACGAUAACUGUGAAGCUGCAACGUUUAAAGACCAGCAAUGCCAAAAACAGAAGCUCCCAUUGAGAUACGGAAGAAGAAAAAUAGAUAGAUCCACCACCACCACCUUAACUUUUGUUAAGGUCAUCGGGAAGAGGAGGAGUUGUACACCGAGUGAUGAUGAUGGGGGAGCGGUAACUAAUAAAGGUAUCUUAAUUAAAAUUAUCAGUAUUGCAUUUACUGCUUGUGCAUUUCUGGUAUUAGCAUUUUCCGGCUUUCUUGUUUACCGGUACCGUGUUUGGGCGUAUAAAAAGAUCUCAGAUCAGGAAAAUAAUCACAUAGGAAGAUUAGUUGAGGAGAUCGGACUUCGAUCAUUUACAUAUAGUGAGCUUGAGAAAGUGACAGAAGGUUUCAAAGAAGUGGUGGGUAGGGGAGCUUUCAGCACAGUUUUUAAAGGAAUCAUAUUCUUCUCAAAUAAGCAUAAUAAUAAUAAUAAUAAUAAUGGCAGAAGUAGUACUAGUAGUAGGAUCGUAGCUGUGAAGAGACUAGACAAAGUGUUGGAUGAAAGAGAGAGAGAAUUUCAGACUGAGAUGAGAGUAAUUGCCAAAACUCAUCACAGAAACCUAGUUCAAUUGCUUGGUUACUGUUGUGAUGGCCCAAAUAGGCUUCUGGUGUACGAAUAUAUGAGCAAUGGAUCACUUGCAGACUUCCUCUUCAAAUCCGAAGAAGAACCACCACCAUGUUGGGAUGAAAGGGUUGGAAUUGCUGUCAACAUAGCUAGAGGUAUCCUCUACCUACAUGAAGAGUGUGACACCCAGAUCAUCCACUGUGACAUAAAGCCUCAAAACAUCCUCAUGGACGAAUACGGAUGUCCAAAGAUUGCUGAUUUCGGAUUGUCAAAGUUGUUAAAGGCAGACCAAACUAGGACUCAGACUGGGAUUAGAGGGACCAGAGGGUAUGUUGCACCAGAGUGGCACCGGAACUUGCCGGUGACAGUUAAAGCAGAUGUUUACAGUUAUGGGGUUGUAUUUUUGGAGAUAAUAUGCGGUAGAAGGAGAAUCGAUUUGAAUGUGCCAGAGGAAGAAAAUAUCCUCACAGAUUGGGUAUACGACUGUUUUCAGGCCGGUGAUGUUGGUAAGUUGGUGGGUGCCAACGAAGAGGUGGACAAAAGAAGAUUGGAUAAGAUGGUUAGGGUCGCAAUUUGGUGUAUCCAAGAUGAGCCCUCGCUUCGUCCUUCCAUGAAGAAGGUGGUCUUAAUGUUAGAAGGGACCGUAGAGGUAUCCAUUCCUCCUUGUCCCACAUCUUUUCUGAGUGCCAUGUAACCAAGUCAAAAGUUAUGUAAUUUUAAUUUGAAUCGUU